Messenger RNA from Mytilus trossulus (common blue mussel), 909 nucleotides. RefSeq names its product homeobox protein cut-like 2. The coding region runs from base 1 to 909 and encodes 302 amino acids. The transcript is spliced from 3 exons. Gene Ontology annotation, biological process: regulation of transcription by RNA polymerase II. Gene Ontology annotation, molecular function: RNA polymerase II cis-regulatory region sequence-specific DNA binding; DNA-binding transcription factor activity, RNA polymerase II-specific. Lineage: Eukaryota; Metazoa; Mollusca; Bivalvia; Mytilida; Mytilidae. The record is from RefSeq and is a predicted model, not a curated record. Gene Ontology annotation, cellular component: nucleus.
AUGUCUGAGCAGGAGAUAUUAAACGUUUUUGAAUGCUCAAAUGAGUUUGAUUUGCUAAGUGACAGUGAAACUUCGAACAGUGAAAACAGUACAGAAGAACCUUGUGGGUCAAGAGAUGUCCAUGUGUAUGAUUGGGACUCGUCAGAUGAUGACAUGCCUAAUCUCCAAAUACCUAAAAGACAAAAGAAGAAAGCACAGAAACUGUCAAAUGUGGAAGUGGAGGAGGGAAACCAGGGUUCAGUGGAAGAAGAGGGAGACCGGGAUUCUUUUGAAGAGGAGGGAGACCAGGGUUCUGUGGAAGAGGAUGAAGGAGACCAGGGAGCCCCCAAUGACAAUGAAGAACACAACAAGGAAUCAGAUUCAGAGUCAGUUGACUCAAAUCUUAUUGACAUUGAGACAGUUUCAAAAUUAUUUCGGAAAAAGUUAAAGAAAUUUAGCAUAUCACAGAGGAUGGCAGCCAAGAAUAUUUUAAAGUGUAGCCAGUCCACCAUUAGUGAACUAUAUGCAAAGGCCUCAAGACUGAAAUCUUCAAAAGAACUGAGUCUUCGAGGCCGGGAGUUAUAUGACAAAAUGCAAACCUGGUUAACAUCAUCAGCUGCUCAGAAGGAAACCCAAAGAAGUAUGAUACAGCAAAGGGCAUACAGUGCCAAACCUACUCCGCCAAGAAAGAAGGGAUCUAAGGCUAUCAAAUUUUCUGCAGUUCAAAUGGCUGUGUUGGUCAAAUUAUAUAGAAAAGAUGACAGACCAGCAACAAAGAAACAGCAACUGAUAGCUGAAGUCCUUAAUUUGGAAAUUCACCAAAUAAGGACUUGGUUCAACAAUCAACGAGCCAGAAAUUUUCCAGCAGGAAAAGAACAUUCUUCACAGAACAUUCCAGAUGAUCUUGAUAUCUUUGUAAAUAAUUACUAA